This is a messenger RNA of Synchiropus splendidus (mandarinfish), 4838 nucleotides long. It is a transcript of the gene naglu, whose product is annotated as N-acetylglucosaminidase, alpha. The transcript is spliced from 6 exons. Bases 62 to 2314 code for a protein of 750 amino acids. Lineage: Eukaryota; Metazoa; Chordata; Actinopteri; Syngnathiformes; Callionymidae. The record is from RefSeq and is a predicted model, not a curated record.
UACGAAUGGAGCCGAAUAGUGGGUUUUAAAUGUGAGUGGGCUUCGCUGGAGUGGAAGGAACAUGUCGCCAACGAGCCUCUGCGUUCCCCUGCUGCUGCUGGUCUGCUGUCUCUGCGUGGAGUCCAGGUUCCCCACUCUGGACCACCUCGGACCCCAAGCCAGUGACCAGACUCAGAGUCGAGCGGUGGCGGAGCUGCUCCGGCGGCUCCUCGGCACCAGAUCGUCUGACUUCAUCGUGGUGGUCAACAGGAGUCUCUCCAACGACAGCCUGGAUUUAUGUGAACUUAGGUCCACCAGAAACAACAAGAUCUUGGCCACCGGCAGCACGGGAGUCUCGGUGGCGUCUGGGAUUUACAACUACAUCAAGUAUUUCUGCAACUGUCACGUGUCCUGGUCCGGAGACCAGCUGGCCCUGCCGCGUCCCCUGCCCAGACUGUCCGGGGUCCUGCGCAUCAACACCCAGCACAGGUUCCGCUACUACCAGAACGUCUGCACCUUCAGUUAUUCCUCCGUGUGGUGGGACUGGUCCAGAUGGGAAAGAGAAAUUGACUGGAUGGCGCUCAACGGAAUCAACCUGCCGCUGGCUUUUACAGGCCAAGAAGCACUCUGGCAAGAGGUCUAUCGCGCUCUCGGGCUGAACCAGUCUGAAAUAGAGGACUUCUUUUCUGGCCCAGCGUUCCUGGCUUGGAACCGCAUGGGAAACAUGUUCAGGUUUGGUGGACCGCUGCCCCAGUCCUGGCAUGUCAACCAGCUGUACCUCCAAUUUAAAAUCCUGGAGCGGAUGAGGUCUUUGGGUAUGAUUCCAGUUCUGCCUGCUUUCUCCGGGAACAUUCCGAAAGGAAUCCUCAGGUUAUACCCUGAAGCCAACGUUACCAGGUUGGGGCCAUGGGCACAUUUCAACUGCAGCUAUUCGUGCUCGUACGUCCUGGACCCCCGUGACCCACUCUUCCUCCAGAUCGGCUCCCUCUAUCUGUCCCAGGUGGUGAAACAGUUUGGCACGGACCACAUAUACAACACCGACACCUUCAAUGAGAUGACGCCACCUUCCUCUGACCCUGGCUACCUGUCAGCAGUCAGUCGAUCGGUUUUCGCCUCCAUGACAGCGGUUGAUCCUCAGGCAAUUUGGCUGAUGCAGGGCUGGCUCUUCUUCAGUGAUGCGGCAUUCUGGAAGCCGGCACAGAUUCAAGCCCUACUACAUGGAGUUCCACUUGGGCGCAUGAUUGUGCUGGACUUGUUUGCGGAGACGGAGCCAAUUUUCUCCUACACUGAGUCUUUCUAUGGGCAGCCUUUCAUCUGGUGCAUGUUACAAAACUUUGGAGGCAACAGUGGUUUCUUUGGCACGGUGGAGAGCAUGAAUGCAGGACCCUUCAAUGCUUUGAAAUUUCCUAAUUCCACUCUGGUUGGUGUGGGCAUGACACCCGAGGGCAUUGAGCAAAAUCCUGUCAUGUACGAGUUGAUGACUGAGCUGGCCUGGCGAAAAGAACCAGUCAACCUCCUGAAAUGGGUGUCACUGUACGCGUUAAGGCGCUACGGGAGCACGCAGGAAAGCCUGGGCAUGGCGUGGAGACUCUUGUUUUCAAGCGUGUACAACUGUACCGUGGCACAUUACAGAAACCACAACCACAGCCCUCUAGUGCGACGGCCUUCUUUUCAUUUGAACACUGACCGUUGGUAUGACCCAGAGAAGCUAUUCCAAGCAUGGAAACUGAUGAUCGAGGCCGCUCCGUCGCUCAUGUCUAAGGAGACUUUCAAAUACGACCUUGUUGAUGUAACGCGCCAGGUCUUACAGGUCCUUACAACAUACUACUACCAGGAUAUCGCAGAGGCCUUUCAGAAGCAGAAGCUACCGGAGCUGCUCACGGCUGGGGGGGUACUGGUCUACGAUCUCCUGCCAGAACUCAAUCGUUUGCUGAGUAGCGACCGCAACUUUUUGCUUGGGACUUGGCUGGAAAGGGCGCGGUCAUUCGCUCUUGAUGAGAAGGAGGCCCAGCUGUACGACAUGAAUGCCCGAAACCAGCUCACUCUAUGGGGUCCAAGUGGAGAGAUCUUGGACUAUGCAAGCAAAGAGUGGGGCGGUCUCAUGGAGGACUACUACGCCCAGCGCUGGGGCCUGUUCGUCCAGACUCUGGUGGAAUGUCUGGACAGUGGACGUCCAUUUAAGCAGGAUACAUUCAACCAGGUAGUUUCACAGGUAGAAAAGGGAUUCAUUUACAACGGGCGAAAGUAUCCGACCAAACCGCAGGGGGACACAUAUGAGAUCGCUCGGAGAAUCUUCCUCAAGUACUAUCCACUGGCCAUGAAAAGACUGAGCUAAACUCUGGAUGAGAAAGCCAAGCCAAAUUUUUGUGAAUAUUUUAGUUUGGAUUUGAUCCUACACGACAAUAUUUCCAAUCGUGCUUUGCAAAGAUGUAGAAAAUUUAAGAAAACCAGUCUCAUCAGAUUGGUCUGGACGUGAGGGACUUGUGCUCUCUUAGCUGGGAAGCUGCGCACAACUUAGAUCAGAGGAUGAUUAUUCUGUGACACCUUGUGUGACUACUUUUUUAACACUUGCUUUCAUUGUUAUUAUUUUUUUAAAAAGUAGUUUAUUGUGACGUGUCACAAUAAACGUCUCUGGCCUCAGCAGUUUAAUAACUGAGUUUGUUUGGGAUAGUUCCUUGAAAGAUUAUGAUAUGAUCAAAAAAGAUAUGAUGAGACCCUAAACUGUAUCUUUCUUCUUUCUUUUCUGUUUCUGUUUAUAAUGACAUGUGAGUAUGAUGUUCUGGAAAAAUCACAUUGUUCUAGUUGUUGCUACAUGUAGCAAGACAAUGCUAACUGAGAGCAUUUAUUAAUGAAACAGAUGACUAACUCAAAGACUCUUCACUGGCAAUAGACAGACAAUAAACACAUAUAUUUUUUACUUUGAACUAAGAUAGUUUAAAUUUUCUCCUCAAAUGUCUCGAAUACAACUAUUAUUACCACAACAUGCGCAUAGUAUGAUACUACACGCGUUGAUAGUCUUGCAUAUUCGCUGACAAGCAGAGCUAGAUAAUGCUCGCGUGAGUCCUAGUGUUUGGUGCACUUUAGUGCUUGAGCUUUAUGCUGCAACACUAAUACAAAUACUAGUACCUCUACAAAGAAAUUAUAUUGAGCAUAUUACUUGGAGACAGAAGUCCCUGAAGUUGUCUUGAAAAUUGAUCAGGAAAUGAGACAACUUUAAAAGGGCAUGCCUAUUUGUGUGGUCAUGAUCAUGUGCGUUUUUCCGGUUUGACAUUAUCUAUCAGGAAAUAAAAGUUUCCUGACAUUUAUUUCUCUAAGCAGCAAGUUCAAGACUAUUCAGUUAUAUUGUGUAACAGAAGCUUAAUGCUAAUAUUAGCUCGACAGUAAGGGACGACGCCGGCAGUGACUGUGGAGACGUGUCUGAAUAGAAAGGUUAGGAAAAGCUCUGUAUUUGGCACUAAUUUUCCAUCGCAAAUUCACAUGGAAUAUCUGAUUAUAUUUGUCCUCAAUCGAAGGUCAGAAAACAGCGACAUUUUCUCUUCAGUUUUUUACUUAUAAAUCCAAUCCAAAGGCCAUAGCUAGUGAUGGGUAGAUGAGGUAUCAUGAACCAGUGUGCUCAUUUUCAGAGGCCACUGGAUGGCGCUCUUGGUUCAGAAAUGAGCAGCUCAAGUCUGGACAUUUUCAGUGCCAUCUGCCAAGUUAUAGCUGAGCGGCAUCGCCUCUUCAUGUGUCAGUGGAAUUGCGGAGGUCCUCAAAGCGGUGCUCCCCAUCCGAAAAAGUCUCACGGCGAGUUUACUGGUGCCCACUGUACACUGUUAUGAAUUAGCACAUGUGCCCCACCAAUAUUCAAAUGGUGGCCCUGAACUCUCACCAGCACUGCCGCAGCAACACACCCCUUGCCUUCACGAUUCUUCUCAGCCUCCUCAGGAGGAGUUGUACAAGCCCAUGAUCCGUUUUUAGCUUGAAGGCACCGACCAACUACCUCAAGGCCACAGCGACCUGCCUCACCAAUGGAGGCACUGAUCACUGCUCACGGGAGACGCCGUCAAAUGUCCCAUUAUGUUCUUUGGUCUCUCAGUCUGUCCCAUCUCCAGUCCUCCACCACACCUCUUGUCACAGAAAGAGUAUCAGAAAUUUGGAUGCAAAUCUGAUUAAAAGAUCAUUGGAACUGUGGUGGAGUGCACUUUUUGCUCCAACAUGGUGUUGUAGUCUACUAACUUGGGAUGAAGAUUAAAGUGCUCUGGUAUUCCCUCAGAAAGGCUGGGCCUCUUCGCUUCAUCUGCUGCCGCCUCGACCUGACCCAUGGAACCCAGUCUGUACAUUUGAGACUAUAUACAUAACUUCUAAAAAGCACCAUCCGUAGUCAUUUUUUGUUUUUUUUAUAAAUUAUUAUUCAAUCCGCUAUCGCAUCCCUCUAAACAACAGACAACAAAAGGGUUUAGUUCUUGUGUAAUAAUUUUCUAGUUGAUUUACGAUUUCACGCUCACAUGGGCCGUGAAGACAAGACGGUUCCACAGUGUUUGUGUGUUGAUUUCAAAACACAGAAAAGGUGGAACUGAUCACUGCUUUCUGAUUUUGCUUCUGUUUUUGUACUUUCUAUGUAGUUUUUCCUUCAGGAUUCACUUAUUUUAGCAGUCAAUGCAUCAGCACUUUGAAAAAUCACACAAUUUUAAACACUAGAUGUGUGUUCCUCAUCCAGAGGCCCUUGUGUCUGAUGAUUAAACAUUGUUUUGAGGAAUUACAGAGGGUUAAAAAAAGGGAUAAAACUGAAAUUGUUUUAUUUUAUGUGAUGUAUGAUGUCCACUGAGUUUUUAAGAAAACAUUUUAUGUCAAUUUGAGUGAAGAUGUUUUGAAUAGGAGCA